This is a messenger RNA of Ostrinia furnacalis (Asian corn borer), 926 nucleotides long. RefSeq names its product chymotrypsin-1-like. The transcript is spliced from 5 exons. Gene Ontology annotation, molecular function: serine-type endopeptidase activity. The record is from RefSeq and is a predicted model, not a curated record. Gene Ontology annotation, biological process: proteolysis. The coding region runs from base 42 to 893 and encodes 283 amino acids. Lineage: Eukaryota; Metazoa; Arthropoda; Insecta; Lepidoptera; Crambidae.
CACUACUACAGUCCUCAUUCGAUCUUGGCAAAGUUUCUACAAUGAAGUGGUGCUUGUUAGUAUGUUUGGUAGCAGUGGUGGUGGAAGCGGUUCCCUUCGAGGGACCGCGGUGGUCCUACCACGAGAAAGUGGGAAUUCCGAUGUCUGAGCAAUUAAAGAAGUUUGAGUUGGCAGCUAAUUCUAGCAGAGUUGUCGGCGGCACCUCCGUGCCUCUUGGCAGGCAUCCUUUCAUGGUGGGAGUCGUGAUCCACUUGUUCACCCCGUUCACAUCUAUGUGCGGAGCAUCUCUCUUGACGCACACGCGCUCGCUGACGGCGGCGCACUGCUGGUACGACGGCUGGCGCUGGGCGCGCAUGUUCACCAUGGUCUUCGGCUCCCAGACGCUGCAUAUUGGCGGUUUGCGUAUCGACACCGAAGAUGUUGAGAUGCAUCCCGACUGGAACACAGUGAAUAUAAACAACGACAUCGCAAUCGUCCGGCACGAUUGGGUUGCCUUUAAUGACAUCACCAGGCCCAUCAAUUUGCCAAUUGAUCAAGCAAACAACGAUUUCAGUGGAUCUUGGGUGGUAGGUGUUGGCUACGGAAGACAAUACGAUGGCCAGGUUCCCAUAUUUAAUCCGGACUUGAGAGAGGCUCACCUUCAGGUGAUUCCAAACGAAGAGUGUCGUCAGGCGUUUCCUAAUUUCAUUAUAGACUCAACUCUCUGCACAACAGGACCUAUUGGGAUUAAUGUUUGCCAAGGUGACUCAGGUGGUCCUCUGGCGCUUGGAACUGGCGAUGACCGAAUUCUGAUUGGUGUUGUUUCGUUCGGAACUUUUAGCUGUGAGGGAGGGCAUCCCUCUGCUUAUGCGCGAGUGACCUCGUUUUUACCCUGGAUUCUAUCAAGAGCUUAAAUUAUUUCAAUAAAUAAUAUGAAUAACAUACCA